AUGAUUGUGGAGGAUGAGUACGAUUAUGAUGCUUUAGAGGUCUACGAACUGGAUCCAAUGAACACGGUCUUGACCCGGAUUUAUGAAAGGCCUAUAGGGCCAAAUGGAGAACUGUUUGAGCUGGAACCGUUGGUGAAGGACGGUCAUUUCAUGACCCGGAUAAUAGAUCAAUAUUUAGAGAUGCAAUCUUCGUAUAUUCAUGAAAUGCGUCAACUUGACUUGAUGGAGCAUCUAUAG
Molecule: messenger RNA, 237 nt
Organism: Prunus armeniaca (apricot)
Lineage: Eukaryota; Viridiplantae; Streptophyta; Magnoliopsida; Rosales; Rosaceae
Source: the annotation of a GenBank genome assembly